AUGCGGGAUCGCGUCCAGCUUCUACCCUUUGUCCGCCGAAAACCGACUCUACACACCUUCAAAAUGCUUCUCGAGGCAAUGCUUUUCCUCGGCACAACCGUACCCCACGGCGCGAUACCUUCUUUCAUUGCCGGAGAAAUUACCCACGGUUCGGCUCAUCUCGUGUCUCCGAUAUCGUGCCUCUCCACUUCCCAGACUUCGCCUGUCCACCUUACGGCGCAGACACGAACUCGAAUCUCGGGUGAAAACCACGAGCUUGCAUAUGGCAUGCCAUGGCUUAGCAACCUUUCAUUACCUGUCAACCAAUGA
This is a messenger RNA of Colletotrichum orchidophilum, 309 nucleotides long. RefSeq lists its product as uncharacterized. The transcript has a single exon. The coding region runs from base 1 to 309 and encodes 102 amino acids. The record is from RefSeq and is a predicted model, not a curated record. Lineage: Eukaryota; Fungi; Ascomycota; Sordariomycetes; Glomerellales; Glomerellaceae.